CCCAGGGCAGGAGCCAGGUCUUGCCUGCGCGCCCGGGUCGCCUGCGCCGACUGAGGAGGUGACUUGGACGCACUAUUAUCCCGUGUGAAUCAUCCCGUCGUCAUUUGUCGAGGCUGGGAGAGAAGGCAGAGGGCGAGAAAGGGGAAAAAAGCCCGCACGCAGCUCAUGUGGCGGUGUAGUCCUGCCUGUGUGUCCUGGUCUACCUGGCACCGCUGCUGUUGCUGCUGCCGCUGACAGGGAUCUGCUGCCAUCUCUGGUCUCCCGCUGGCUCCUCCGGUCCAGCCCGGCACCGCUGCCCCUGGAUAUUCCUGCUCCUCAGCCGCCCGCCUUCCCCGCUGCUUAUCGGGCACCUCUUUCGCGUAGGGGACGUGGAAGCUGCUGCCUGACACCGGUUUUGCAUCUUAAAGAUCUCCAACGGGCUGCUGCUCUUCGUGCUGCUGCUUUUUUUUUUCUUUUUUUUCCUUUUUUUUUCUUUUAAGUUGAUUUUUAAGCCAUUUAGGGUAACAUCAAAAUGUCCAGCAGCGUUCCAGCUGAUAUGAUAAAUUUGCGCCUCAUCUUGGUAAGCGGGAAAACAAAAGAGUUCCUGUUUUCACCGAAUGACUCUGCUGCAGAUAUUGCAAAACAUGUGUAUGACAACUGGCCAAUGGAUUGGGAAGAAGAACAAGUCAGCAGUCCAAAUAUCUUGCGACUUAUUUAUCAAGGGAGGUUUCUUCAUGGCAAUGUGACAUUAGGAGCAUUAAAACUUCCUUUUGGCAAAACAACAGUGAUGCAUUUGGUGGCUAGAGAGACACUGCCAGAACCAAACUCUCAAGGUCAAAGGAACCGUGAAAAAACUGGAGAAAGCAAUUGCUGUGUAAUCCUGUAAACCCUGUUAGCUUUACCUGCUAAGUGUGAUGUAAUAUAGUCUUUGUCUUUCAUGCUGCUGGAAUAGAAGAGGCCCUACCUUGCUUCAAACACCUGUAGGAAGAGCCUGUCUG
Messenger RNA from Cinclus cinclus, 977 nucleotides. It is a transcript of the gene UBL3, whose product is annotated as ubiquitin like 3. Gene Ontology annotation, molecular function: protein binding. The coding region runs from base 512 to 865 and encodes 117 amino acids. The transcript is spliced from 5 exons. The record is from RefSeq and is a predicted model, not a curated record. NCBI's taxonomy places the organism in Eukaryota, Metazoa, Chordata, Aves, Passeriformes, Cinclidae.